Octodon degus (degu) is the source of this 1590-nucleotide messenger RNA. Its product is annotated as splicing factor 45. Bases 173 to 1390 code for a protein of 405 amino acids. Gene Ontology annotation, biological process: mRNA cis splicing, via spliceosome; alternative mRNA splicing, via spliceosome. Gene Ontology annotation, cellular component: precatalytic spliceosome. The transcript has a single exon. NCBI's taxonomy places the organism in Eukaryota, Metazoa, Chordata, Mammalia, Rodentia, Octodontidae. The record is from RefSeq and is a predicted model, not a curated record. Gene Ontology annotation, molecular function: nucleic acid binding.
CCGCGCUCGCUUACCCUGCGCCUGCGGAGCGCCCUGCAGACCCGGCGGAGCGUGGGCGCCACCGCUGACUCCCGUGGUCCUGGGCUUUCAGCGGAGUGCGGCCGGCUCCGCGCUACCGCCGCCCUGGCCCAUGGGCAGAGUCGGCCCAGUGGGCCGGCGUUAAUCCAAAAAGAUGUCCCUAUACGAUGAUCUGGGAGUGGAAACCAGUGAUUCAAAAACAGAAGGCUGGUCCAAAAACUUCAAGCUUCUGCAGUCUCAGCUUCAGGUGAAGAAGGCAGCGCUCACUCAGGCAAAGAGCCAAAGGACAAAACAAAGUACCGUCCUUGCUCCUGUCAUUGACUUGAAACGAGGUGGCUCUGCAGAUGACCGGCAGAUUGUGGACACACCACCACAUGUUGCAGCAGGCCUGAAGGACCCUGUUCCCAGUGGGUUUUCUGCAGGAGAAGUUCUCAUUCCUUUAGCUGAUGAAUAUGAUCCUAUGUUUCCUAAUGACUAUGAGAAAGUAGUAAAGCGCCAAAGAGAGGAACGACAGAGACAGCGGGAGCUGGAGAGACAAAAGGAAAUAGAAGAAAGAGAAAAGAGGCGUAAAGACAGACAUGAAGCUAGUGGAUUUUCAAGGCGACCAGAUCCAGAUUCUGAUGAAGAUGAAGAUUAUGAGCGGGAGAGAAGAAAAAGAAGUAUGGGAGGAGCUGCUAUUGCACCACCUACUUCUCUUGUAGAGAAAGACAAAGAGUCACCCCGAGACUUUCCUUAUGAAGAGGACUCAAGACCUCGAUCACAGUCUUCCAAAGCUGCUAUUCCUCCCCCAGUGUAUGAGGAACAGGACAGGCCAAGGUCUCCAACUGGGCCUGGCAACUCCUUCCUUGCUAACAUGGGUGGCACAGUAGCACAUAAGAUCAUGCAGAAGUAUGGCUUCCGGGAAGGCCAGGGUCUGGGGAAGCACGAGCAGGGGCUGAGCACCGCGUUGUCGGUGGAGAAGACCAGCAAACGGGGUGGCAAGAUCAUUGUGGGUGAUGCCACGGAGAAGGGUGAGUCUCAAGAUGCAUCAAAGAAGUCUGAUUCAAAUCCAUUAACUGAAAUACUUAAAUGUCCUACUAAAGUGGUCCUAUUGAGGAACAUGGUUGGUGCAGGAGAAGUUGAUGAAGAUUUGGAAAUUGAAACCAAGGAAGAAUGUGAAAAAUAUGGCAAAGUUGGCAAAUGUGUGAUAUUUGAAAUUCCUGGUGCCCCUGAUGAUGAAGCAGUACAAAUAUUUUUAGAAUUUGAGAGAGUUGAAUCAGCAAUUAAAGUUGUUGUUGAUCUGAAUGGGAGGUAUUUUGGUGGACGGGUAGUAAAAGCAUGUUUCUACAAUUUGGACAAAUUCAGGGUCUUGGAUUUGGCAGAACAAGUUUGAUUUUAAGGACUAGAGUCAUCUCCGAGAUCCUUGAAUGAGCUAUGGACUGAGCAAAGACAGUGAUCCUUAAAAGAUCUAUGUUGUGAGCAGAAAUGGGCAAAGCUGGUGAAUACUGGGACUGCUGGAGGGACUUCUGAUAUAUAUGUUGAUUGAUUCCUUUUUUAUUUUAUGAUUUUUUAAAUAUAGUAUAAAAAUCCUUU